Staurois parvus is the source of this 324-nucleotide messenger RNA. The record is from the annotation of a GenBank genome assembly. NCBI's taxonomy places the organism in Eukaryota, Metazoa, Chordata, Amphibia, Anura, Ranidae.
CUUCUUCAUCCUCAUCCUCUUCUUCAUCCUCUUCUUCUUCAUCCUCUUCUUCUUCAUCAUCCUCUUCCUCUUCUUCUUCUUCUUCCUCAUCCUCUUCUUCUUCUUCUUCUUCCUCAUCCUCUUCUUCUUCUUCUUCUUCCUCAUCCUCUUCUUCUUCUUCUUCCUCAUCCUCCUCUUCUUCUUCUUCUUCUUCCUCAUUCUCUUCUUCUUCCUCAUCCUCUUCCUCAUCCUCUUCUUCUUCUUCUUCUUCAUCCUCUUCUUCUUCCUCUUCUUUUUCUUUAUCCUCUUCUUCAUCCUCUUCCUCUUCUUCUUUUUCUUCUUUUU